AUGGUCUCGAUCAACAGGCUUCCUUGCUUGCUCCCUGACGCACCCAAGGACCACCAUGUUGGCAGCCCUCCCACGGCGUUCAGGAACCCGUGGCCUUCGCACGAUCCCGGCCACCACAGCAUCGCAUAUCUUUUGAAGGUGCGCUUUGGCAGUGGUCGCCCGGCAUUUGCACCGGUUCCUGCCAACCGUGAAGAGCUCGUCCCCGUCCGGAAGGUCGACUUCUCGAACACAGACCCCGGGUUCAAGGUGACUUGGAUCGGACAUGCCAGCUUUCUUAUGCAGACAUCUAAGCCGGAGGGCGCCACGCGAGGCAUCAAUAUCCUGUGUGAUCCGGUCUUCUCGGAACGGACAUCCCCCGUGUCCUGGUUCGGGCCCAAGCGAUACACGCCCACCCCUUGCACUUUGUCGAAGCUGCUGGAUGCCGUCGAGGUCGACAUCGUCGUCAUCAGUCACAACCACUACGACCAUGCAGAUGCGGAGUCGCUGAAAACAAUAUGGGCCAGGAGAGAGUCUAAAGUCCAUUUCCUGGUUGGCCUGCACAACUCACGCUGGCUGACCGCAUUGGGUAUCGACCAGUCUUCCAUCACGGAGCUCGACUGGUGGGACGGCGUUGACGUGCAGAUCGAGAAAGUCGGCAAGGUCCAAAUCACGUGUACCCCGACCCAGCACUUCUCAUCGCGCAGCAUAUGGGAUCGAGAUCAUGAUCUAUGGUGCUCCUACGCCAUCCACGAUCUGCAGGGAUCACGCAAACACGUCUACUUCGCGGGAGAUACAGCAUAUCGAUCGAUCCACGCCAACGAUCUGUCGCGAGAGGAAGAGGACGCUCGGCCCGUCUGCCCGACGUUCAAACAGGUGGGCGAGCUGUUGGGACCGUUUGAUCUGGCGCUGCUACCAAUUGGAUUGUGCUCACCGAGGAACUUCAUGUCCAAUGUACAUGCCAACUCGUGGGACUCAAUCCGGAUCCAUCAGGACGUGCGGAGCAAGAAAUCAAUCGGCAUGCAUUGGGGGACGGUUCGUGGAGGUCUCUCACAAUACUAUGAGGACGUUCGGACACCGGCAAAGCACUGGAAGAUGGCCGCGGAGGAGGCGGGGUUGAAAUGGGGCGACGAGAUAGGGUUGGUCGACAUUGGAGAGACUCUGGUAGUGGCUUGA
Molecule: messenger RNA, 1152 nt
Organism: Cladophialophora carrionii CBS 160.54
Lineage: Eukaryota; Fungi; Ascomycota; Eurotiomycetes; Chaetothyriales; Herpotrichiellaceae
Exons: 1
Coding region: 1-1152 (383 amino acids)
Biological process (GO): N-acylphosphatidylethanolamine metabolic process; N-acylethanolamine metabolic process
Cellular component (GO): cytoplasm; membrane-bounded organelle
Molecular function (GO): zinc ion binding; N-acylphosphatidylethanolamine-specific phospholipase D activity
Source: RefSeq, a predicted model, not a curated record